Molecule: messenger RNA, 1068 nt
Organism: Naegleria fowleri
Lineage: Eukaryota; Heterolobosea; Eutetramitea; Acrasida; Naegleriidae
Exons: 2
Coding region: 1-1068 (355 amino acids)
Biological process (GO): regulation of transcription by RNA polymerase II
Cellular component (GO): SAGA complex
Molecular function (GO): transcription coactivator activity
Source: RefSeq, a predicted model, not a curated record
AUGCAAACGGCUUCUUUGGUCUCUAGCGGGAAGAAGUCUAAAAACGGAAUAACAAAAAAAGAGCAUCAACAUGUACAGCAACUACACCAGCGAGUCAAUUUAUCACAAAUUAAAAAGUUGAUUGAUAGACAUUUGGAUGAUCGGAAAUCGCUCUAUUGGAAUACUUUCAUUAAAUACCUUCAAGCUAAAUUAUCAAAAACAGAAUGGGAUCACUUUGUGAAAAUAACUUUUGGAUAUGAAUUUAUUGCACUCCAUAAUUAUUUUAUUAAGAGUUUAUUAUUCAACGCUAGAGUUUCUACAAUCCAUCAAUUGCAUUCCACAGGAGGAAUUGAUCAAUAUAACAGGACCAGAACUACGGGACUGAAUCACAUGAUGAUGCUCAUGAAAAAGGAAUCGUUGAAUGACCCCUAUCCUGUUUCUAUUCACCGAUCAAUUGUUGCACCACCCUUCGAUGCCUCUCGUAAAAUUAAUUUAUUGUCUCAUUCCAUAUCUAGCUCAACAUCGUCACAGUACUCCUCACAAACUGCCACACAAUACGAAAAACAACAUUUUUCGCUGUCUAGGGAUUUCAUUGAACGAAAAAUGAAUAAGAUUGCCAAUGAUAUGGGAUUGCUUAAUGGAGUUGAUGGAGACUCUGUUAAUUUAUUGCUCAUAUCUGCAGAGUCUUAUUUGAAAUAUUUCAUUUCAAAAUGUUUACAAUAUAAAAGCUCACAAAGCUGCUACAACAUUAGAAACAAUCAGACAACCAUCACGGAUGAUGAGCAAGCAGAAGAAAAAGGUGAAAAUGGAAGCCAGACGGCCACAACAUCAGAACGAGCAUUCAUCAAACCAGAGCCUGGGUCCUAUCUUGUGCAAGAUGGCAAAUAUAUUCACAGCUAUCGGCAUUACACUGAUGAGUUGACGUAUCUGACCAACCACAAUGAAGAGGAGAUGACGCGAGAAGAUAUCGACAAGUUUGUCAUUACACCUAAAGACUUGCUGAUGACCAUUCAAGCAUGUCCCAAUCUAACGGAUAACAUGAGUAUCAAGGAAAAGAUAUUGGACAUGGAUUGGGAUAUGUACAAUUGA